Nelumbo nucifera (sacred lotus) is the source of this 556-nucleotide messenger RNA. RefSeq names its product gibberellin-regulated protein 6-like. Lineage: Eukaryota; Viridiplantae; Streptophyta; Magnoliopsida; Proteales; Nelumbonaceae. The record is from RefSeq and is a predicted model, not a curated record.
UGCAAUUCAAGUGAAGUCACAGAGUUUGGGUUCGAAUGGGAAAGUCAUUUCACGUUUUCAUUCUCCUCCUCUGCUUUGCAGCACUAACAUCCUCAACCCAAGUUUGGGUGGAGAAGCAACUGGAACAGAGCCUUGUUACUGUUGGAAAUCAGCAGCAUAAGCACAGGCAUUCUGGGUUCUCUCAGGCAGAGUGCCCAGGAGCAUGUACUUACAGGUGCUCACAGACAGCUUACAAGAAGCCGUGUAUGUUCUUCUGCCAAAAGUGUUGCUUCAAGUGUAGAUGUGUUCCCCCUGGCACUUAUGGUCAUAAAGAAGUUUGUCCCUGCUAUAACAACUGGAAGACCAAGAGAGGAGGUCCUAAAUGCCCCUGAAUUUUAUAAGAGCUUUUGUUCCAACAAGAAUUGAUAUUCUCGUGGAGCCAAAAACAAAUUGUCUACAUAGCUUUCAUGUUCUUCAUUAGCAUUUUAAAAAUGAAUGUAUGGAAGUGACAAUUUGAAACAAACAGAGUUCUUCAUUAACUGCACUAUCUAGAAAAUUAAGGUUGUAUUCGGUUUGA